Messenger RNA from Aptenodytes forsteri (emperor penguin), 6141 nucleotides. It is a transcript of the gene SH3D19, whose product is annotated as SH3 domain containing 19. The transcript has 20 exons. NCBI's taxonomy places the organism in Eukaryota, Metazoa, Chordata, Aves, Sphenisciformes, Spheniscidae. Bases 1 to 3165 code for a protein of 1054 amino acids. The record is from RefSeq and is a predicted model, not a curated record. Gene Ontology annotation, molecular function: protein binding.
AUGAGUCUGCACACCUUCAUUUUCCCAUGGACGGGGCUGAUGCAAAAGACGUGGCUACAGAGUGAUCAGAUUUACUGCACAGAUGGGCCUUCCGCAAGAGGUGAAAUCAUGGUGCAAGGAAUCCAGCUGUACAUGGUGACUUCUGGUCAGGAUGGUCCUCAAGGACCAAAGGGCACACAUCGCUCUGAAAGAAAUAAACCAGACUGCCGCUCUUCAGGCCAAGGACCCUUGUCAUCCAUAAGAGCAGCAAUCAAGAGAUCUUCUCGGACCUCUAGCCAUAACGAACAGCAGAGGGAUAGAAGGCGUCCUGAAAUUACAAUAGUUGCUGCUGAACCCCUCCGGCCAUCCUCCUGGUUUCCAGGUGCAAGCCCUGUCACUCCUCAGGGAUUAGGAUUCCCUUCUGCUUCAUCUCAUGCUCAGUGGAGGAGAAAUGAGCAUAUUCCAGCUGAGCUUCCACCAUCAUAUGAGCAGGUGAUAAAAGAAAUCAAUCAAGUACAAGUCAAUACAACAAAUAACAAUAAUGCUGCUGCUCCUAGACAUACCACUACUUCUGCAACACAAACUGACUUUCCGGAGGAACUAAUCAGCCAUUUGCCGGGAAGUAAUGUAAAAACUAGUGUGGCUACACACUGGGAACCUGCAGGCUGUCUAGGGCAGAGUCCUCUUAAACCUCCUAGGCCUUCUGCAUCUCUCCUGAAUAGGUGUCCUUCAGAAAAUGAGAAUCCCUUAAUAGUCUUUGAAAUUUCUGAAGGUCAGAGGUGCCAAGAAAAUCCCAAUGCUGUGAUACGUCCUGUGCCAAAGCCGAGAUCAAGAAGCAAUGUCAGACAUGUGGUCAAAAAUACUGAAAGUAAGAUAGACAACGGAGAAGAAGUGAACCAGUCUACCACAAAAAGGCAGCAACCUCCAAUUCAGCAGUCACCUCUCUUAGAUGAUCGCUUACUAGACAAUCACUUGGCGAUGGAUAGCAUGGGUACAGAAAAGAGCCAAAAUAGUAUUGUUUCAAGGAUCAAAGUUUUUGAAUCCCAAGGAACUAAUGAUACCUCAGGAUUAUCAAAAAAGCCAGAAAUUGCCCCUCGUUCAUUCACUCCAAGACCUGUUACUGCAAAGAAGCCAGUAGUUGCUCCAAAGCCAGGGGUAAGCAGAAUUUCGGGAGACUGGGACGCAUGGACAGAAAGCAAAUCAACACCUCCCAAGGAAUUGCAGCCUCAACCUGAAGGAGUUGGGAGCAGUGUUGUAACCAAACCUGAACUGCCAAAGAAGCCAAAACCUGGCCUUGUUAAAAGUAGUAGUAGUGAUUUUCUUGAUACAAGGAGUGGAUCGGUUGCAGAGAACACCGAUGGACAAAAGAAAUUUCCUGUUCCUGCUCCAAGGCCUCUUGUUCCUAAAAAGUCACGUUAUGCAGAAAAUCCUGCCCUUUCUUUGGCCUCACUAAAACCAAUUGCUGCUCCCCCACGGGCUCUUGUAUCUGCCCAAGAAAAAGCUUACAAGUCUCUGGGGGAAUUGUCACCUGCAGCCAACUCCUCAGCACCUGCUUUGCAAAAUAAAUUAGAUGUGGAAGGAGAUCUGAUCAGUUUUGAUGAUGAUGUUUUGCCCCUAAGUCCAGCUUGUGUAGUUAAAGAUAGCUUCAGUUCUGAAGCAGCAGCAGAUCCAUUUCAGUUCCUCACCAGAAGUGAACCUGCAAAGGAACAGACAGCUCAACCAGCUUUAGCCCGGAAACCCACUGUGAUCCGAAUCCCAGCUAAACCCGGGAAAUCUUUAAAUGAAAUCCCACAUAGCCCUCCACCACUUCCUGCUGAAAAGCCUAUUGGGAACACCUCCGAUAUCACAGUGGGAAAACCCAACAGUGGUGACCUAGUAAAAAAAGUGGAGUUGGAUCAUUCAGAACAGGGUGGAGUGCCUCAGCUAGAACCUGUACUACCCCCAAGGCCUGUGGAUGGAAAAAUUAUACCUGCUCGACCUCCCCCACCUAAAGGUGUUCCUGGAAGACCACCUCCACCAAAACUCUCUGCAGCCAAGACCUCCUCCCAGAAGGAUGCUCUUUUGCGAUCUACUUCUGACAUUGCUCCUGAUAAAAAACCCAGCAAGUUCAGAUUGGGACCCAAGAGAGCAAAAAGUCAAGUCUUUAAAAAUCCAGAUCCAGCAUUACCUCCUAGACCUAAACCGGGUCAUCCUCUCUACAAUAAAUACAUGCUACCUGUGCCUCAUGGAGUUGCCAGGGAAGACUGUCUUCCUAGGAACACUGGAGAACUGUCCUGUAAGGAUUCAAACCACACUCCAAAAGUUUCUGACACAAGUGCACCUCAUGCUGUAGUCCUGCAUGAUUUUCCUGCAGAGCAUGCUGAUGACUUGGACCUUCAUUCUGGAGAUAUCGUUUGUCUUUUGGAGAAAAUCGAUACCGAGUGGUACAGAGGAAAAUGUGGGAAUCGCACAGGGAUAUUUCCUGCCAGCUUUGUUAAAGUAGUUAUUGAUGUUCCAGAAGAAAGCAACAGGAAAAAAAUACCCUGUUCAUCACAGUGUAUUAAAGGCCCAAGAUGUGUAGCACGAUUCGAAUAUAUUGGAGAUCAGAAAGAUGAGCUCAGUUUUUCAGAAGGUGAAACUAUUAUCCUUAAAGAAUAUGUAAAUGAAGAGUGGGCCAAAGGAGAGCUCAGAGGCACAUCUGGAAUUUUCCCCUUGAACUUUGUGGAAGUAAUUGAAGAUCUGCCUGGAACAGGUACAGGAGCAGCACUGAAGAACAAGGUGGAGGUUUCUUCCUCUCUUCCUCAGAACAACAGACGCUCAGUAGAGUGGUGUGAAGCACUUCAUGAUUUUACAGCAGAAACCAAAGAUGAUUUAUCCUUUAAAAAGGGAGACUACAUCCAAAUACUGGAGCAAGUAGAUUCAGAGUGGUAUAGAGGAAGACUGAAUGAAAAGGAAGGAAUUUUCCCAGCAGUUUUUGUUCGGACCUGCUCAGCCAGGGUAGAGCUGUCACAGUCUCUAGGAGGGAAGAAGGGAAAAGCCAAAGCUCUUUAUGAUUUUCAUGGAGAAAAUGAAGAUGAGCUUUCCUUCAAAGCAGGUGAUACAAUAACAGAGCUGGAAUCUGUAGACGAGGACUGGAUGAGUGGAGAGAUACAAGGAAAGUCUGGGAUAUUUCCCAAGAACUUUGUUCAGAUUUUAAAAACACCAUGAAGUGUUGCCUCUCUUUGUACUCCCUGCAUCUGGGAGAGAAUGUUUUCUAUCCUAAAGGCACAGCAAAGACAUCAACGUGUUUUGACUAUCAAUGUUUUGCACUACUUUUUCUAGACAGUCAUACCAGAGUCUUGCAGUCAAGUAAGAAAAUUUUAGUCUUUUGUGACAGUGUAUGUAGUCAUGCUUCAUGAAUGCUCUGAGAGCAAAUACAAGCAGGAUUUUUAGUGGUUUCCAACUAGGGAAAUACUGUGGUGCAACACCAUUUUAACUUAAAUAGCAUUCUAGUAUGUUUACUAUCUGGUAUUAUAUUUAUCAUGUACAAAGUCUGCAUAAAGUAAGCUGCUUUGGGCUUCUUUAAAAACUUUUUAAAUCCAAAUCUAAAAAACUGUUUUUAAGAUAUAAUUACAGCAUUCAGUAUGUAGAUCAAGUUUGAUAUUCAGGUCUCGUUACUGCUUGACUUCCACAUUAGCAGUAGAAUCCACUUGUUUUAUGACUUAGAGGAUAAGGAAGAAAGAUAACUGAUAUUUCAUAGUAGAAAAAUAUCAAAUCUAAUACUGGUAAGAGGGAAAACUCAGAAGCAAAUCCUUGUGUAGUAUUCUUCUAUUCUUAGCCCAAGCUGCUCAUACAGGAAGAUCACAAGAGUAAAACUUAACUAUUUUGCCUCUUAACGAAUAAUGUUCAAAUCAGUAUGAAUCAUCUUAGACCUUCCUCCCUCCCCCAAAAUCCUUUCCAGAUAGGUUUUUUCACUGUUCUUCGAGCACCAUCAUACCAUACCCUUCUUUCCCAGCUGAAGUUAGUUGUGACAGACAGCAUUUACUGAGCUUUCUCAGAUCCCCUCCAUGCAGUAGCUGCACUAUGCCAACUAUUUGCUCCUCCACCCCCUUCCUGUAAGUGGAAAGCCAGUCUUCACUCAGUCUGCAUUUCAUUUGUCACUCAAGCACUGGAACAUACUUCAGUAACACUAUUCCUAUCCUUAACAUAAGGGAUAUUAUACAGCCUUGGUUUUAGGUUUCAGCAGACAUAGGAUUAAUUUUCAGUUUGUUACCACAUACCAACUAUACAGAGCAUCAUUAUAAAUGGUCUAUCAAGGCCUUAAGGAAAACACGCCUGGCAAGAGGUUACUUCAAGAAGCUCUAACAAAAGCAUUUAGUAAAAAGCAGCAGUGUGACCUGAAUGACAAAUUAAGACAGACGUGAUUGAGGUAGUUUCACAUUAUAGGAACUUCUGGUAGUAAACUCCUUUUUGCAACACUUGGCUUCUGACGAAAUAGUUAAAUGCAUCUCGAUUAACUGCUAACUUCAUCAGACUGGAAUAGAAAAAAAGUUAUGCUCCAGUUGGCUCUUUCGUUGCUGACAGUAUUCCAUCACUUUUGCACUGUAUAAUAAAAAGGAACCAGUAAGCUGUUCGCACGAGUCAUUACUUCAGAGAGAUGCAGGUCACCAGGCAUGAAGAUAUCCUUACAAGAAUUUUCUUUGUGGGUCUGGAAGUUCAGGUUGCAGAAGGGCCAACAGUUGAGUGGCAGAUGGAGACUGGAAACUAGAAUCAUCAUGAUUGACCUUGAGAAAGUUUUGACUCAGACUACGUCUGCUUACAACUUUAUCGACACGAGGUCCAAGUAUUAUGGCUACAAACACCUACUGCCACAAAAGAUCGGGGUGCAUCUAAAUUGGCGACUAAGCAAGCUGGCAAGGGUAGCCCUCCCCGCCCCAUGCACUGCACUUCGGUUACCAUCACAGCAGGCAGAAGCAAGCUUACAGCCAAAACUGAGCUGAAGGACUCCCCCGCAGCAGGGAACAGGCAUCCAGUCUUGGUAGCAGACUGGAGCUUGCCUGAAGUGAACCCAAGGAACACGCAGCACAGACAUGAGGUCAUUGGCAAGUCCACCUCCAAGGACAACCCUUCCUACUCCAGGCUCUCCUGCCAGGAGAUGCUGAAGGUUCUUGUUUAUUCCAAUAAAACAGAUUCCUUGGAUUCCUCUAGGAGGUAACAAAUAUACACAUAGAUAGGAUUUUCUGACUCCUGCAAGCCACUCAGACUUUUCAACCAUAAACUUUCAGUGGAUCACCCUAUUCGAACAGGCUUCUUCCACCAUGCCCUGUGCCAGCACAAUUCCUGAACCUCCACGGUGCGCACAGCAGGGGGAGAACAGCAGAACCAAGCAAAGCCCACACCAACAGACAGAAUACCCAGGUCCUCCAAAGACAUACCGCAUCAUUGUGGUGGUGGAUGAGGCUUACAUGUAUGAUGAUGUUUACUUACUUACUGUCUGGCAGUUUUCUAAGAUUUUGAUACAAGUCUCAAAAGUAGAACUGAUUUUUUUAUAUUUUUUUCAAUUUCCUCUUCCCCGUUUUUAUAAGUGUGUAUUGACCAGUUGUUUUUCUAACUUCCACUGAAUGUUUAAAGUCAGUGCCUGUCAGUAGAUAAGACCGCUCUCCUUUGUUUUAAUCAUCUCCUCCCUAUUAUGCAGGGCAGAAGAGCAGCAAAGCCUUAUAUUCAGAGCAAGGAGUGCCAUCUAAAGGCUGCUUGCAUUACUGCAGGCAACUAAAACAAGGUGUAUUUAUUAAGACUGAAACAAGUUAGAUGCUUGGCUUUUACAGGAAGGGAUUUUCUUAAGACUUGAUGCCUGAUAUCACCAUGAAACUGCAUACAGAUCAUAACAUAAAAUUCCUACGGUGUACAGUACAUAUUUUGCAAAAAAAGUGAGAAUGAGGUGGAGCACAAAUCGUAACUGCAAUAUAGUAGCAAAUUUCAGGUGUAACCUUGAAAUUCAGCUAGACCCCCAUACAUUGGUACAAUAAUAAAAGCCUCAUUUGUCAGAACAUUUUCUGCUUGACCCACCCUCUGGAAAUAUCUUCAGGAAGACGUCUUUGUCUGUCUACAAUUAACAGCGUCCUAAAUAAACCUUUGUUAAGCCCAGUAAGUUUGUUAUGGUACCUCUGUAAAUUAAGAAUGUAUUUAACCAAUAAAAUUUUUUAU